Periconia digitata is the source of this 1162-nucleotide messenger RNA. The record is from the annotation of a GenBank genome assembly. NCBI's taxonomy places the organism in Eukaryota, Fungi, Ascomycota, Dothideomycetes, Pleosporales, Periconiaceae.
CCACGACGGGCUUACUAUGGUAGAUGGAUGUGUGGAUGGAUCGGAUCCUUCGCGCACUCUCAUACUCUGCCUGCUUUAAGCUUGGGUUCUGACAGCUAUUGCCUCCCACUAACUGAAGCUGUUCGCGUUCCGUCAGCGCCAGGGAACACCUCCAUCACUUGGGGUCGACAGCUUGGCAGCCAACCACACCCUUUUUUUCCCCGUCUUCUACCAACAACUCAUUCGUCACCUCUCUUCCACGUCAAACAUGCUGCACCUCCUCCUUCUUGCCGUUGCGCCUGUCCUCGUGGGCGCAAACGGCAUCGCGGAGUGGCAGCUCCCCCUUUCCAGGCACCCCGGCGGAUCCAAGUGUGGCAGAGGCCGAAAAGGGCUGCAUUACGGAUCCGCUUUUUCCUUCUUCUUGAAUGGCGAUUGGCGCUACUACCUCUCCGACUACUUCCCGGAAAAUGACCAAUGCAAUCGAGGAGAGUUGACUGUCCUUGACAUGAGGGCUCUGGAUGACAUAAGCAACCGCCUCACCCCAAAACCACCUCCAGACAUUGCCACCUACAAGAAGAAGAAGAAGCCCAAGACAAAGGUCAAGCCAGUCUCUCUGAUGCUCACUAUUCCUCUCGGAACCGAGGAAGAAGGUCCCUUGAUCGUAGAACCGGAUCCAGCAUGGAAGCUUUUUCACGAUUGGGACAUGAGUGUCAAGAUUGACUGGACCGAAUCUAAACCUCCUGGUCGCGCACUCAACAUCACGUCUAUCGGAGUGCGUCAAGGAUCGACGUCUUCGUCCAAGACCUCGAGGGUAAACAUCAACCUGGGGACCCCCUAUAUAAACCUACCAGCGGACAUGUACGACCUCGUCGCUUUGACCGCAAACCCCCAACGAACAGACAUGGGUCGGAACAUGAAGCCAGUGGAGACUGUCGAGUGUACAGCCCUCGCCCAGCUUCCCGACAUAGUCUUGGAUUUCGGCGGCGCGUUUGAAUUGAUCGUGAAGCCCGAGCAAUAUGUAAUGAAAGUGAGCGAUGCCAUGGGCGGCCCGUUCAAGGGGAAAUGCGUGCUGCUGGUGGCCAGAGGCGGUGACAUAUCUAUUGGAUACGCGGCCUUGCGCGGCAAGUCGCUUUGGCUGGACUGGGCAAAUCUGCGGACUGGCUUUGGAAAUCCUGCUCGGUGA